Messenger RNA from Scatophagus argus, 1596 nucleotides. RefSeq names its product gap junction protein, alpha 11 (gene gja11). Gene Ontology annotation, biological process: cell communication. The record is from RefSeq and is a predicted model, not a curated record. The transcript is spliced from 6 exons. NCBI's taxonomy places the organism in Eukaryota, Metazoa, Chordata, Actinopteri, Scatophagidae. Gene Ontology annotation, cellular component: connexin complex. Bases 211 to 1266 code for a protein of 351 amino acids.
AAUGCAUGUGGUGCAGAGCAAAACUGGGCUGCUCUGAGAGGGUCCAAACACAAAACCAGAAUCUGUGAAUUUACUGCAGGUUAACAACAAGGUUAAGUCCCAGUAUUCAUUAUCUGGAACAUGAAACAGAAGUAAAAUACAAAUAACAAAGCUUUUCCAGCCUAUCACAUUCAGUGUUCAGGGCUGCAGGUCUGUUGUGGGAGGAAAAGGAUGGUGUCCUUCCAGAUAAGAUGCCACAGGAACAAUGAAAGACUUCUUCUUCUUCUGCUUGUCCUUCACUUUCCCUCUCGCCGUCUUCCUGAUUCAUCGCUCUUUUCAUCCACCUGUUUUCUCUACGGGUUUGUUCGACUGCAGGAACUGGCAACUGAAAUGGGCGAAUGGGAUGUGCUGGGCCGCCUGCUGGAUAAAGUGCAGAGUCACUCCACAGUGAUCGGAAAGGUCUGGCUCACCGUGCUGUUUGUGUUCCGCAUCCUGGUCCUGCGCACUGGUGCUGAGAAGGUGUGGGGUGAUGAGCAAUCAGACUUUAUCUGCAACACUCGGCAGCCUGGAUGUGAGAACGUCUGCUACGACAUUGCCUUCCCCAUCUCUCACGUCCGCUUUUGGUUCCUUCAGAUUAUUGCUGUAGCGACUCCGAAGCUGCUUUACCUUGGUCACGUCCUUCAUGUGAUCCACAUUGAGAAGAAGGAGAAGGAGAGGAUGAAGAAGCAGGCCGAGUUGGAUGACCAGACCUGUCUGUUCCUUAGGGCCUAUAAAGUUCCCAAGUACAUCAAGACCACUGGCAAAAUCAGUAUCCGUGGCUGUCUCCUUCGCAGUUAUGUCCUCCAUCUUGUGGCCAAGAUUAUCUUAGAAGUCUUGUUCAUAGUGGGCCAGUACUUUCUUUAUGGCCUCACCCUCGAGGCUCGCUACGUCUGCACACGCUUCCCUUGCCCUCACCAGGUGGACUGCUUCUUGUCCAGGCCUACCGAGAAGUCAGUCAUCAUCUGGUUCAUGCUGGUGGCGGCGCUGGUCUCCCUCCUCCUCAGCGUGGUUGAGCUGUUCUACCUGUGUGUGAAAGCUGUGAAGGAGUGCAUGGCCAGGAGGCAGGACUACACCGUGACCCCGGUGACACCUCCGCUUUCGGGAAGGAAAGCUUUCAAAAGCCACAACGAGAUGAUCCAAAAUUGUGUCAACUUGGAACUUGAGCGAAAGUUAGGGGUGAAUGGUGUCGACGAGGCUGCUAAAGUUGUAUUGUCUGAGAACAACAACAUGGGGGAGAUCCACAUCUGAAGCAUGGAGGCGGUAAUGGGCUGUAUGUGUCCAAAUCACCUGAGUUCUCAUAUUUGUGUGCUAUGGCUUCAGAGGGGCAAGAUGUGUGUGUGUGUAUGUGUGUGUGUGUGUGUGUGUGUGUGUGUGCAGUAAAUAAAGAUGGGAAGUAACCAGCUUCUGCAAACAUGACUCAGUAACAUGCAAGGUGUUGCGUAAAAAAUGACUAAAAUAACAAGCGUUUUAUUGUACUUGACAAACCCAUCAUUUUAGAUAUUAUUUUCUGAUAUAUUUUGAUACUUUCUUGGAUUGUUGUUUUAAUUUUGGCUCAAUAAACAUCUAAUGUUAAAAUUA